This is a messenger RNA of Caenorhabditis bovis, 2385 nucleotides long. The record is from the annotation of a GenBank genome assembly. Lineage: Eukaryota; Metazoa; Nematoda; Chromadorea; Rhabditida; Rhabditidae.
AUGUUUGCCCGCUUCGACAACUCAUCUUACAGAGAGCUCUACACACUAAGAUCGCCGCUCAGCUCCAUGGAUAGGCCGACGGCUCAUUCGUCCAAUAACCUAGUUAGCCGCAUUUUACAGGUUGCGUUGGGUCUAUUUGUAACCACUUCAGAUCUACCAUCUUUACCAGAAAAUCACGAGCUUCUUUCUUUCGAUUGUUCCUUUGACUCUCCAUGCAGAUGGGAAUCUGUCGGUAACACUGCUGAUCGCUGGAGAGUUGCUAGAGGCGAACCUGAUAGUUUACUAUGGUUAGCGGCAACAGGAACAAUGCAACUUCCAAGAGAGCCAUUUGUUUUGAUUGAAUCUCGAGGAAAUCCGGUUGAUUCGUUGAUGACUGACGCCAUUCGUUGCCAAAAGGGAUAUGCGGAUCUUUCAUUCACAUAUUGGGCAAUUGGAAAUGCGGAUCUUGAAAUUUGUUUGACUGACUUGGAAGGACAGAAAUUUAAUUGCACUGGUCAGCUAAAUUCAAGUGUGAUGCCUGGAAAAGUUUCAUUGAAAAUACCUGAGCUGCAAAAGCCUUUCAAAAUAAUGAUAUCGCCCAACAGCAAUCCAGGAGUAUUAAUUCUUGAUGACAUUCGAUACGAUGCUUCGAUUUGUCAGAAUCCCAUUGAAGCAGGUGUACGAGGAAGACCAGACUUCAUGUCAACAUCGGCGCCAAAGAAGAUUCUUCCAUGGACGAUGCGAAAAACAAGCGGUGAAGUAACAAAACCCACUGCACCAAUAACAACAACCACUGAGGAAACGACAACGACUCCUACAACAACGACCACUGAAGCAACGACAACACCUUCGACAACAACCACAACAACCAGUGCAACUAUAAUGAGCAGCAGCGCAGCCACUACGGAAAUACCUUUUGAUCUGUUGAUUCUCGGAAAUAGGACUAAACCGCUUUUUGACAGGAGAAAAGGAGAAAUUAUUACUGACUCAACAAAACUACUUUGCGAUUUCAAUAAUGAGUUUGCUUGCCAAUGGGGUCCAGAAGCUGGAAGAUGGGCAAUCAUUGAAAAAGGAGCAAUUCCAUCUUUGGAAGACUCCAUUGCUGAUAUCACUUUACUUCCAACUUAUCCAGCGGCAUUAGUACUUCAAGGAACAGCAAUGCUUGCAAGCGAUCCAAUAAAAUGUCAAACUGGUUCCGCAAAAGUUCUAUUUCGUUAUUGGUCGAACGGUGAUAUUCUAUUACAAGUAUGCGCUUUGGGCUACGGAGAGAAAAGCGACAUCAUACAUUGUGUUGAGCAAACACGAACCGUUCGACAUGAAAGGAAUACUUUAGCUAUUUUCGAGAUCAACAAGUCGAUAAGCGAAACAUUCACAUUAAACAUAGUUCCGCAAUGGGAAGUUGGGCUCAAAAAUAGAUUCCUAGUGAUUGAUGAAAUUGCAUACAUUGGAGAGUGUUCGGACGAAACAACACAAGAGCCAUUAGUACUUGGAGUAACCACUACUCUAUCCACAGUACCUCCUGUUGAACCAACAACGGAGGAAGAGGAAACAGAAAUUGAAGAAGUUUCACCAUCAGUAGAAGAAGAGGAAAUUGAGGAGGAGACUGAGGAACCAACUACUACUCAAACCACAACGACUACGACCAGAGUUCCUUCAACAAUUCUUGGAAAGCACACAAAACCUCCACAUUUGAAGAAAAAACCACGAAUUUUGACAACAUUUGCUCCGGUUUAUCCAGAAGAAUUAUAUACACCACGACCAAAAUCAGGAAAACCUUCAUCAAAAUCAACAUGGAAUAUUGUGAACACUACUCCAGAUCCACGACAAGACGAUUACUGCAGUUUAUUGAACUGCAAUUUUGAUGAUACUGCCUGCAACUAUUUGAACCAUGGUUUAACCAAAAAACCAUGGACCUUGAGGAAUCGAGGAUAUGGAUAUCCAUUGACGGGGGCAACUGAUAUUCGAGCCACAAACACUAACGGCCAAUUCGUUUCUUCAAUAUUAGACCCGGGAGACAUUGCGAUUCUAGAAUCUCCCAAAUUCAAUGCAACAAAAUCGUUGAAUGUUCUGCUAUUCCAAUACUUCCGUCCAUCUCAAAUGACUACCAUUCGAUUAUGUUUAGGAUCGAGAUACACAAACCCAAUGCGAACGGUUUCUUCUUUCACUCAGUGUCCAUCCAUUCUUAGAUCAGUCACCUCGAAGAAUGCAUAUCGUUGGAACACAGUUCAUGUACAACUACCGCCAGGAACAACUCAUUUCUAUCUGGUUGCCCAUAAUAGCGAACGAGCCGAACAACGAGCGGCAAUGGCCCUUGACAAUAUGCGAGUUGCAAUCUGCGAUACAAGAGGAUUUGCGCCGGAUUAUAUUGACGAAACCACCGAUUUCCAAAACUUCAUGCAGAUCUAA